This is a messenger RNA of Solea senegalensis (Senegalese sole), 2872 nucleotides long. RefSeq names its product TBP-like 1 (gene tbpl1). Lineage: Eukaryota; Metazoa; Chordata; Actinopteri; Pleuronectiformes; Soleidae. Gene Ontology annotation, molecular function: general transcription initiation factor activity; DNA binding. The coding region runs from base 990 to 1583 and encodes 197 amino acids. The transcript has 7 exons. The record is from RefSeq and is a predicted model, not a curated record. Gene Ontology annotation, biological process: DNA-templated transcription initiation.
GAACCUGUAUAGCAAACACGUUUAACUGAAUCGAGAAAACAACGACCAACAGUGCAACUACCGCGUCCGUGUAGCCAUUUGACUGCUAGCCCGCUAAGCUAGCGUUGCCAACAACUUUUCAUUCAUUAGUGCGGGUGCACUUUUCUUUGUUGCUAACCACCGGAGUCUUCGUUCUUAUUCACAUUGGCUGCGCAUAAGUGAUGUAUCUUUGUAGUCGUUAGUUUAUGUAAAUAUUUUAGUCACAAAAAACACAAUUUCGUUCAUUUACGUUGAAAUAGUUACUGAUGUGUCGUUUUGAGGAGCUGAAGAGAUUAGCCUGUAUUAUUCCUCCCAAACAUAAUAGCGUUGCAACAACGUCAAAAACACAACAUUAUAGAUUAAAGCACGCUUUCACUUGCUUAUUACGUAAUGUUUAAAACUAUUUCAUGCCACCACUAAUAUUUAUUUUUUUCCGGAUAUUGUGUGUUAGUGUGCAAAUGAUACAUGCUAGCUGAAGAACGUGAAAAGACAAUUACAGAAGAUUAUUAUUCAUACAUUUGAUACCAACUGCCCCAAAACAUCAAUAGAGUAACUGACGGUGCGCAAAUGAAAAUGCAUGGACAGAAUAAUACAUUUAAACUAUAAGAAAUAAUCAAUGACUGUUACCUGAAAUAUUUUUAAUAUAAUGCAAUUAUAAUAAUUUCUCCUAUUAAUCCUAGCAUUCUCGUGUUUCUUUUAUUAUUUUGCAGGUGUAUGACGAGUUACCACAAGCAGCAUGCUUCAACCAGUUAGUUAGUUAGUUGCACUGUAUGUGCAAAUGCUUUAUGUGACACAUGAAAGGACCAAACAACGUCUUUCUAUUUGGGUGUCAGUGUUUAUCAAGACUACUAUUUACAGCAAAUCUUGUUCUUCCUGCCUGACCAUCCAUGAAAUGGUGGUGUUGGUAUUAUUGUUGAUGAACGUGUGAGGAGAAAACCCCGUGGUACGCUCGCUGCACCACACACUUCCUGAUGGAUUCCAGCAAUGAUGAUGCACUUGAUAUCAUCAUCACCAAUGUGGUGGCGACCUUUAGGACUAGGUGUCACCUCAACCUCCGUACCAUUGCAUUAGAAGGAACCAAUGUCAUCUAUAAGCCGGAAGUCGGGAAAGUUCUGAUGAAGCUUCGGAAACCCAAGAUAACGGCAUCAAUUUGGUCCUCAGGGAAAAUCAUCUGCACCGGAGCAACGAGUGAGGACGAUGCGAAAGUGGGUGCUCGUAGGUUAGCACGCUGUCUGCAGAAACUUGGCUUCAAGGUGAGGUUUUCGGCCUUCAAAGUUGUGAAUGUGCUGGCAGUGUGCUCCAUGCCCUUUGCCAUCCAUCUCGUAGACUUCACCAAGAACAACCGACCCAUUGCCAGUUAUGAACCAGAGCUUCAUCCUGCUGCCACAUACAGGAUCAAACAUUUAAAAGCAACAAUACAAGUAUUCUCCACUGGGAGUCUCACAGUUACAGGACCAAAUGUGCAGAAUGUGGCCACAGCUGUGGAGCAAGUCUAUCCACUACUCUUCGAGUGUCAGAAACCCCUGAGGGAAAAACGAAGAGGUGAAUUAAGGAGUCAAGAGUGACGAAGCACCUUAUCUGUAUUUAUUUCCUUGAUUUUCUCACUACAUGGCAACAGUUAAUCUAACACAGUCAGAUCUUUAAAGACUCAUCAACUCAAACCCACCAGUGUUGUUGUGGACUGUGUGGCUCUUGUGAUCUUUUUUUUUUUUUAACAGUGAACAUGCAAAUGUCUUAAUGCAAAAACUGCUUCUCUAAACAACAUUUAGAUGAAAGGAGGUGGAAGCAUUUUGCUCUUGCUCUUUGUCUGCUCAUGGUCAGUUUUGCAUGGACAAAGAAAGACCAGCUCUUACAACUGAGCCAUUCUCAUGCUUAACAGCGGUGACCGUAUCGGUAUGUUUACACUGCUUAGUGUCGCUUUUAACCAUGGAAACAACAAGUCAUCCAAUAUGCCACUGUUUCGAGAAGAGUUUUCCGUCCAUAGCUUAGUUGUAGAGGCGUUAACACAAAUGCAGGAUAUUUCCUGUAUUACCGACAUUUGCUUGAAUCUGAAUCUGGACUGUCUUAAUCAGGAUAUAUCCACAUAUCUGCUCACAAUGUGCAUUCAUCUUUGAUUUGAAUUAUUUUGCACAUUUCCUGUUGUCUUUUAGCUGCAACUCCCUGUAAAUUUGUUUCUCAAAUGUGGCAUCAGGGUGUACUUACCUUAUGUCACUUAAUUUCUUAUCAUUUCCCAAUAGUUUUCAUCCCACAGUAAGCUUUCAAAUAUGAAGCUGGUUUUAAUGUACAGAGUAAGAUUGGUGUCCUAUUUGUUGUCGGGAAAGCUUUUAGAAUAUUUUAUUUUAAAAAGGUGAGUUGCUGAGCCAGCAUUACUUGGGACUUCCUGGUGACUAAUGGCAGCAGUGGCACUGAGAAAGAACAAAAAAAGAAAUUGUUUUCUAAUAUUAUAGGAGGUAUAAAAUGCUUUUACAACACUGUGUAGAUUUUCUCCGUCCAAAUGAGACACUCAAAAUUCAGGGUAGGAAAGGUGUUUGCAACGUGUGCAUUCCUGAGGCAUCCGCUUGUCUUUGUUGGUAUUUAAAAGCAACAUUUAACUACUAUAAGUGUUCAGUGAAAUCCUGUCCGAGUAUGAUGCUGAGCUUAACCAAGAUCUCUUCUCUUACAUGGUGGAAACUGCAAUCCUUGUCAUAACACGGCUGCUUACCCUUGUGCUGAUUAUCCAUAGAGGUAACCUAUGUAUGUAUAUGAAAAUAUGUCUGAAGUAUGUGGGAUGGAGAUUUUUUGAACUAGUGUAAAAUAUGGAUGUGUGCCACUUUUUUGUACUUUGUAUAAAUUAAUAAAGAUUAGUGAUAAAACA